AUGGGUGAUACACCGUCAACAUCCAAUUCGAAGCCUACUCGUCGAAGUCUACGUAAGACCAUCACUCCAAUUGCGCUUGUAGACAGCAAUCAGCAGAAUGUGGGUCAAGCACAAGUGGAUAAAAAAACCGACAAGAGCAAGAAGAGAAAGAAGCCCAGCGAAGUAAAUUUAGAAUGCACCGAUGGUUCAGGGACCGGCCCAAAAAAUGAUACACUGAUCAAAAAGGCUGAUGUAUCUGUUGGAAAGUUAACUUCGCGUGAACAGAUACUUGACUUACUACGUCGGCGUAUCAACCCUAAAAAACCUCGCCUCUCCUCAAGUGAUAAAAAAAGUCGCGGAAAAACUACGACGAAAAGAAACAACAAGAAGAGUAUCACUGAUGAUCCUCCUUGUCCUGAACCAUUCAAUCAUCUGAAAGAAUUCGAAAUCAAUUACUCAGUCUUCCCCGAUUCUCAACUGGUCGGAAUGCUUCAAAACAUCGGCCUGGAUACGAGGGGGAUGAAUAAAGAGCAGUUGGUCAACUGCUGUAAAGUACAUCAAGACUUACUUGAAUUACCGGAAUUCUACAAAUCAGCUCCACAAUCCAGUCCUGUGGAACAGCUACCCGCCUUUUUACCGGGAAUCUCUGCAUCGGAGCCCCAAUCUGCUCCUUUGGGACAGCUACAUGAUAUUGAGACCAACGCCGCCAAUUCUCCUGUUGGACUUCCCAGUGUCAGCCGCACUCAACCUAAUCCUCCUAUACAACAGCCAAAUCAUCAACCAAGUCAAGCAAAAUCUGCCAAAGGGAAGGAGAAGGCGGUAUCUUAUCAAGACGACACCAUAUUUUUUGAAGAUGACGGCAUAGCUUUCGAAGCCUCAGAUUAUCAAAACGCCUUCUCUCACCACGAUUCAACCACCGAAGAUGCUCAAGCAUCGGCCGCUGAAGGUCAAAACGUACCCACUGGUGAUACCAUCACUAUUACACAGCUCAAUUCAGCUUUGACAGAAACAAACAAGAGAGUACAAGAUCUUGAAGAUGAAGUAAAAACGUUAUCUUCGGUUGUUCAGAAGUUGCUCGGCGAGCGCGCGACAGAUCCCUCAGACACAACGACCUGUGGUGGGAGGAUAGCAGCUCGUAUGCGCUUCCACAUCGAAACACUUGUAGGCCAGCCAAGUGGCGAGAAGAUCUUACUCAAGCCUGCCAGCGCGGAAGAUAAGGAAGCCUGGAUGUCUCAGCAAGCAAUCGACGAGUUUGAAUUCUACGUAAAUAUGGAUUUGUUGCCCUCAAUCACUGAAGGGCGCGAUCCUGCCUUUCCAUAUGUGGAUGGUCCUGGCCACGCCAAUUCUAGCCCUCAACAGCUGUCGGUGAUGUGGCAGAUGAUGAAGGCUGUUGGUGUUUCAAGUUUUCGUCCCGACUUCUCACGUUCUCUUUCUUCAAAAGAUAAUAAGUGGCUCUGGGAUCUCGCCUUGAAGAUCUUUGUAAAACUUGUGGAAUGUGGGGAGUACAGCGGCAUUUCCCUUGGCGAUGAAGGAAUGGCGUUAAUCAAGAAAUCUAUGAAAUCCAAUAUACAAACACUUAUGAAAAGGUUUGUGUUCACUCGAGAGAAAUGGGACAACGCACGUAAAUUGAAGGCGGCAAAUGAAGUCAGACGCACUUCCAGGCUAAGGCAUUCGUUGCGGGAGCGUGUUGUUCUUCAGGAGACAACCUUGUGGUCACUUUCUCGUAUAAUCCCACAUGUUUGUAGCGACGACGAGACCGACGACGAAGGCGGCUCAUCCACCGGGCCAUCACAGUCCAAUGGCAACAGACCAUUGCGUGUGCGAAGGCUCGAGUGGCGCAGCGCUGACCUACAAUUGGUUUGUAGCCGAAUCGACGAACUGAAAUCACACUACGACAAUUGCAUUCCGGGUACCUCGCCUGGUCAAAGGGGUCGUCGCCCCCGAAGACGCAUUCGAAGUGAAGAUGGCCCUAUGAGUAGGCUUGAAGCACCACUAGGAUUACCGGUGGAUUGCUACUCAGCGGAUUGGUUAUCCUCCCUCUCUCCUCUAGCUCGCUGUCAGUUGGAGAUUGUUGAAUCUCGGGGCCUACAUACAGCCCUUGCAGCUCUGAACAAUUUGUUUUGA
Melampsora larici-populina 98AG31 is the source of this 2103-nucleotide messenger RNA. RefSeq lists its product as uncharacterized. The transcript has 9 exons. Lineage: Eukaryota; Fungi; Basidiomycota; Pucciniomycetes; Pucciniales; Melampsoraceae. Bases 1 to 2103 code for a protein of 700 amino acids. The record is from RefSeq and is a predicted model, not a curated record.